This is a messenger RNA of Podarcis raffonei (Aeolian wall lizard), 1466 nucleotides long. It is a transcript of the gene CCKBR, whose product is annotated as cholecystokinin B receptor. Gene Ontology annotation, biological process: neuropeptide signaling pathway. The record is from RefSeq and is a predicted model, not a curated record. The coding region runs from base 69 to 1370 and encodes 433 amino acids. Gene Ontology annotation, molecular function: neuropeptide receptor activity; gastrin receptor activity. Gene Ontology annotation, cellular component: membrane. Lineage: Eukaryota; Metazoa; Chordata; Lepidosauria; Squamata; Lacertidae. The transcript is spliced from 5 exons.
UCAGUCUGCCUGGGCUGCUGCCCGCGACGCCACGCCGCUGCGCGCCCGGCACGGAGGACCCGCCCGGGAUGGAGGCUCCGCGCUCCUUCAACGAGUCGCUGCUGUGCGGCCGGACCGGGAACGGCUCGGCCGGCGGCGUCUGGAACGGGACCGGCGGAGGCUGCGACGCUUCGCCGAGACCCCCGCGCGGAGCCCGAGCAGACCUGGACGUGACCGUGCGGAUCUUUCUCUACUCGGUGAUCUUCUUGCUCAGCGUCUUCGGCAACGUGCUGGUGAUCUGGGUGCUGGUGGCCAACAAGCGCCUGCGCACGGUCACCAACUCCUUCCUGCUCUCGCUGGCGGUCAGCGACCUCAUGGUGGCCGUCUUCUGCCUGCCCUUCAGCUUCAUCCCCAGCCUGAUGGGCACCUUCGUCUUUGGCAAGGUCGUCUGCAAGGCCGUCUCCUACCUCAUGGGGAUGGCGGUCAGCGUCUCCACCUUCAGCCUCGUCGCCAUCGCCAUCGAGCGCUACAACGCCAUCUGCAACCCGCUCCAGUCGCGCGUCUGGCAGACCCGCUCCCACGCCUACCGCGUCAUCGCCGCCACCUGGCUGAUCUCGGCUCUCCUGAUGCUGCCCUACCCCAUCUACACCACCACGCAGCCCGGAGAGCCCAACAUCACCCAGUGCACCCACAAGUGGCCCGGGAGCAACGUCAAGCAGGCCUGGUCCGUCCUGCUGCUGGUCACUCUCUUCCUGAUUCCAGGACUGGUGAUGAUCGUGGCCUAUGGACUGAUCUCCCGGGAGCUCUACAGGGGCAUUCAGUUUGAGAUGGACCUCACCCGGCAGGCCAAAGCCCAGCAGAACGGGGGAUCUGCGGAGCCCCUCCCGCCCUGCGCGGAGGAGGGCGACGGCUGCUACGUCCAGGUGUCCCGGCCGGCGGGGGGCGCGGUGGAGCUGUCGGUCCUGACCCCCGAGGACGGGGCCCAGCAGGAGGCGGCUCGCGUCAACACCUCCCGGGCGAAGCUGCUGGCCAAGCAGCGGGUGGUGCGCAUGCUGGUGGCCAUUGUGGUGCUCUUCUUCGUCUGCUGGCUGCCCCUCUACGCCGUCAACACCUGGCGGGCCUUUGACCCCCAAGCCGCCCACCAUGCCCUCUCGGGGACCCCCAUCUCCUUCAUCCAGCUGCUCUGCUUCGCCUCCGCCUGCGUCAACCCCUUCGUCUACUGCUUCAUGAACAAGCGCUUUCGCAAGGCCUUCGCUGCCACCUGCUCCUGCGGCCGGGCGACCCCUUGCUCCCGGAGGCGCCCCCAGCCCCCCGAGGACGAGCUCACGGCCACGGGGGCCUCCCUCUCCAAGUUCAGCUACACCACCGUCAGCAGCGUCGGGCCCCCUUGACCCUGCUGGACAGCUCCGGGGGGGGGGCUGCCCCACAUCCCGAGACCCUCCCCUCCCACUCCCUCGCACGCCCUCCCCCAGGAGGCUUCACCGCCC